CACCGGUAGAGCAGACGGGGACAACAUGGCGGAGCGGCGGAGGCACAGGAAGCGGAUCCAGGAGGUUGGAGAGCCAUUUAAAGAGGAGAAGGCCGUUGCCAAAUACUUACGUUUCAACUGUCCAACAAAAUCUACCAACAUGAUGGGCCACCGAGUUGAUUAUUUUAUUGCCUCAAAAGCUGUGGAUUGCCUCUUGGAUUCUAAAUGGGCAAAGGCAAAGAAAGGAGAAGAAGCUUUAUUUACAACCCGGGAGUCUGUAGUUGAUUACUGCAACAGACUCCUGAAAAAACAGUUCUUUCAUCGAGCAUUAAAAGUGAUGAAAAUGAAGCCUGAUAAGGAUACAAAGAAAGAAAAGGAAAAAGGAAAGGCUGAGAGUGGGAAAGAAGAGGAGAAAAAGAGCAAGAAGGAAAGUGGUAAAGAUGAAAAAACUAAGAAGGAGAAAGAAAAAGAAAAGAAAAAGGAUGGUGAAAAAGAAGAGAGUAAGAAGGAUGAGACCCCAGGAACACCCAAAAAAAAGGAAACUAAGAGGAAAUUUAAGCUUGAGCCACAUGAAGACCAAGUUUUCUUGGAUGGAAAUGAGGUGUAUGUGUGGAUCUAUGACCCUGUUCACUUUAAAACAUUUGCCAUGGGACUUGUACUUGUGAUUGCUGUUAUAGCUGCCACUCUGUUUCCACUCUGGCCAGCAGAAAUGCGUGUUGGUGUCUAUUACCUCAGUGUAGGUGCAGGCUGUUUUGUAGCCAGUAUUCUUCUUCUUGCUGUUGCCCGCUGCAUUCUUUUCCUUAUUAUUUGGCUGAUCACUGGAGGAAGGCAUCACUUCUGGUUCUUGCCAAAUCUGACAGCAGAUGUGGGAUUCAUUGACUCCUUCAGGCCCCUGUACACACACGAAUACAAAGGACCAAAAGCAGACUUAAAGAAAGAGGAAAAAUCAGAAUCCAAAAAGCAGCCAAAAUAUGACAGUGAGGAGAAAUCAGACAGUGAGAAGAAGGAGGAGGAAGAUGGAAAAACAGAAGUAACAAGGAACUCGGGAACAGAAGGCUCAGGAGGAGAGCGACAUUCAGACACAGACAGUGACAGGCGUGAAGAUGACAGGUCCCAGCACAGUAGUGGAAAUGGAAACGACUUUGAAAUGAUCACAAAAGAGGAACUUGAGCAGCAAACAGAUGAAGAGGAUUGUGAAGAGGAAGAGGAGGAAGAUGCUGAAAGUAGGCCUUCACAUGAGAAAUCAUAACUCACUGUGCUUAUGGGACUAAGUAUGUACAAAUGGUUGGAUUUUCUUUGUUGGCUGAUCACCAAAACAUAGACCGUACAGUAGCAUCUUUGUUUGCUGAAAUACACAUGUUACCAAACAGUUUUAUAUCUAGUUCCUUCAAUUUUUUAACCAUUAACUUGAUUACUUGGUACUAUGUUAAUCAUUAAUAUACAUUUACAGAAGUUUUAUCAAUCUGACAAGUUUUCUAUUGAUUGAUAGAUUGCCCAGAUUGUCCUCAAACACACUGAAAACAGUUUUCUGGUACUUGCAUAACGGUUCAAUUAGUUUAGCUUCUCAAAAUUGCUUUUGUGAAACAGGUAAAAGUUGAAUGACCAAAUUUCAAGAUUAUUCCUAGUUGUAUUCAUUUGAUAGCUAGUUAGGUAAAAUACUACUUAGCCCACAGCUUUCUUGAUACUUUUCUUGCCUUUUGAAAAAAAUUGUGAAAUCUUUCCUAAGAAAACUAGUUUUAGCAGAGGUAUUUUCCUGAAAAUCUUAAAGCUGGUAGUGCUGCAUUUGGCUGCAGUAUUCUCUGUUUCUCCAAAUUGUGUGCCAGCAACUUAGGAAAUCCAAACUGUUUUUGUACAUCUGGUUCAAAGAAGAUGUCAUCUCCAGCAGGUAAAGGAUACAGCAUGGUUUGGAAAUUACAGCUGUCUUCUUUCUCCUGCACCAUCAUAAUACAAAAAAAAAUGUAUUCUGUACAUAAUUUACAAAUAAAGCAAACCAUUUACUUUAACUGCUACUUUAUUAUUUAGAAAUUUGAUCCAGCAAUCAGUUUGUAUAAUGAAAGCCAUUUUGUGGUGUAUCUAUCAGAGAAAUGCAAGUCAAGAGGACCUCACAGACUAUUUGUGUACGAUUGGUAGCUGUUUCCACAAAAGCUUUAGUUUUGUGCCAACAUUCCAUGUAUUUGAGUAUGAGUAAAUUGAUCCUUAUUAAAUGAAAGCAAACAUCAUAGCUGUAUGUAUGCCUUAAUGUUAAAACUUUCUAUAUUUUGGAACUGGAAUACUUUGAAAAGACAGGAGAAAAUUCAUCUGUUCAGAAAUAUAAGUAACAUAAAGCUAAUAUGGAAAGUGUCCGUUAAUAACCUGUUCAUAAAUAUCUUGAAGUAGUUUUUGUAGCUUCUGUUUAUGCAUCCCUUAUUUGCUGGAUGGUUGGAGGAUGCAUCAUGUUUUGGCCAGCUAAAUAUUUAGAAGUUGAGACCUGGCAUCAUCCCUGUAGAGCACUUAAACAGUAACUGUAGAUUUACCUGUCUCCUGAACCUGUUCAGAGGAAAAUAAGGGUAAGAUGGCAUUUUUAAUAACUGACUUCAGAGAUCUUUUUUCUUUCUUGAAUCGCUUCUCCUUGCAUAACAUCACUAGUAUUUUGGAUAAGCUGUUAAUUUCCCAGUUGCAAAUACGACUUAUUGUAAUGGUGCGUUGAUAAACAAUUCACAGAAAUGGUAGAAUUUGCUUAUUAAGUCUUCAAAAUGUUUACUACUUAAGGAAUAAGAUAAAAUGAAUCACUUUUCCAUUGGUAUAGCAAAAAAAAAAUCAAGCCAUUAUCUAAAUAGCUCAAGUUCUGGACUCUGAUAUUUACUUGAAUUACUGAUAACAUACAAGAAUCCUGAUAGUACCACUCUCAAUCUUAUUUAUCCAUCACAUGUGUUUCAGUCACUUAGGCAGCUAUUUUAAUAUAGUCUUAACACUUUGUUCAUACAGAAGCUUGUUACUUCUGUGCUUGUAUUUCACAUCUUCACUUUAGUGCUGGGAACAGAACUGCAAGAGUGUUCAGCUCUCAGGCUUUGUAAUUCUUUUACCUUUUGCUGAAGAGCUAGUGCUGCAGCUGAUGGGUAAUUCUUGCUUUUCACCAUGCGAGUGCAGAGUUAGAACCCCUUUUCCAUGCUGAGGACAUCCUUGCAGUUUAUUAGGGUAGACUCCCUGAUUCCAGUAAGAGCUUAAACAAGCAUGGCUGACGCUGUCUACCUAAAAGCCAUUUUCAAAUUGGAGCCUAGGAGAGCACUAUUUUGCAUACGUUGGUUCGUGGAAGCAGCAGAACAGUUGUACUGCUGCUGCUUUUGGAAAAAAAUUAUGCAGUCCUUCUCAAGUCUGAGCCACCCCUUCUAGAAGUGAAAUAACAUCUUAAAAGCCUUACUGAGAAAAUAAAGUUGAAAUGGUCAAACAAUAAAUAGUCCUGUUAGCAGUGCUGCUGUCUGCUUAAGUGACCUAUAUCUUGGAGAUAAACGUCUAAAUGGCAACAUUAAGAAUCAAAACUUGGUAAUGUUAAAGAGUCUCGAGGGUAGAUAUGUAUGGAAACUGAACUAGUCUUAAAUUCUUUCACUUGAUCUGUGAUAAAGCACCCUGAAUCAUCUGAAGAAGAUCUCGCCAGUACUGUUCUGUGAUUAAGGACUUUGCUACUCAUUAC
Messenger RNA from Nothoprocta perdicaria, 3646 nucleotides. It is a transcript of the gene SEC62, whose product is annotated as SEC62 homolog, preprotein translocation factor. Gene Ontology annotation, biological process: post-translational protein targeting to membrane, translocation. Gene Ontology annotation, cellular component: endoplasmic reticulum; endoplasmic reticulum membrane. Lineage: Eukaryota; Metazoa; Chordata; Aves; Tinamiformes; Tinamidae. The coding region runs from base 26 to 1228 and encodes 400 amino acids. The record is from RefSeq and is a predicted model, not a curated record. The transcript has 8 exons.